This is a messenger RNA of Diversispora eburnea, 204 nucleotides long. The record is from the annotation of a GenBank genome assembly. Lineage: Eukaryota; Fungi; Glomeromycota; Glomeromycetes; Diversisporales; Diversisporaceae.
AUGGGUUCAAAAAGAACAAAAAGAACAAAAAUUAUGGUUUUAGAAGACUUGGAACAUAAUCAAAUAAAAUCAAUUUCUAGAGAAGUUGUUGGAUUUAAAGAGAGCCAUUUUUAUGGCGAUAGAUUACCAAGAAAAAAUGUCAUUUUGAAUUCAAGUCGGACAAGAAAUGGAGCAGCACUUAAAUUUAAAAGAAAGAAUUGUUAA